Molecule: messenger RNA, 2712 nt
Organism: Drosophila guanche
Lineage: Eukaryota; Metazoa; Arthropoda; Insecta; Diptera; Drosophilidae
Exons: 7
Coding region: 558-1634 (358 amino acids)
Molecular function (GO): protein binding
Source: RefSeq, a predicted model, not a curated record
ACAUUUCGCUCAGUCGUCGACUCCUGUUAAUAAAAGCAAAACUGCAGAAACGCAAAAAGGCGGAACAAUUUUGAGCCAAGCGAAGAGAAAAAGUGUUUGCAUAUUCCUCUGCAACAAAGAUUAUAUUCCACGAAAUUGUGCAACAAAUUGAACCAAAAGCAACAACCGAAGAGCCCAUCGCAGGGCUUUGUUUGUGUCUGUGUGUGUGGUGAGCGAGAGUCAGGAACAGUUAGUUGUACAGUUGCAAAGUUGCCAGCAUCAGCUGCGUAGUAGCCCAGAAAAACACACGCGCUAACCAACCGUUAAUUAGUUUUGCCCCUCACCGCUGAAUCUUUAAUUCGAGGACAGUCCGGGGACUCGGUCCUAAUUAAGCCUGGGACUUGCCAACCACGCAGCAGCAGCGGAAGGGCGAAGUUGGAGGAUGCAUUACCUGGUUGAGGCCGCAGCCGAAAGGAGGUGCCACAACUCGUAAAUAUUUUGAAGAUUAUCUACGGAGAAUGCUUGAAUAAAGCAAGCAAAAUAUACGCAAAAUAAGAAUUAACUAACAAAAAUCGAUCAUGUCAUCAAAUCAUCUCUACAUGGACAAAUCGAAUGGCAAUGGCGUCUAUGCGGUCAAGCCGAACAGCAGCCAAACGGAAAACGAUAAUGGGAGCAUGAUGGGCGCAGGUGUUGCCCCAACCACAACCACAACAGCAGCAGCAGCAGCAGCUGGUGGUGGGUUGGCAGCAGGCUGUCCGACAACGUUGGCCACAGCAAAUAACAUAAACAUAAUGAAUGGAGCCGCCGCUGCAGCAGCUGCAUCAGCGUCCACUCUGCCAACUUCCGCUUCCAGCGAGGACCUCAGUCAGAGCCUGUCCGAGUACACAGAUGCGGAUGAGAGCAUAUCCGCACCCACAGAGUUUCUCGCCGAGUUCCUGUCCGCCGUCAUGCUCAAGGACUACAAAAAGGCAUUGAAAUAUUGCAAAUUGAUUCUCCAAUACGAGCCCAACAAUGGCACGGCCAAGGAGUUUUAUCCGCUCAUCCUGGACAAGCUGCGGGGAGUGGCCACAUCCAGUGACAGCGAUGAGAACUACAAUAAAUCUUCAUCACCCGAACUGGCCCUGGACCUGCGUGAAUCUGAUGCUGAAUGUGAUGGCGAUGGCAGUGACAGCAGCCACAACUGCUCCGAGGAGGACAACGGCUGGGGUGACGAUGAGAUUGACAAUGUGGAUGUGGAGGGCGAGGAGGAGAGCAGCAGCAGUGGCGAUGAUUAUGAGCUGCCGAUCGACGAGCAGCAGGAUCUGGCUGCUGUCGAUGGCCUGGCUGUGCCGCACUCCCACUCUCAUUCCCAUAGCCACAAUGACUCGGGCUCCUCGCGCAACUCAUCGAGCGGUGGAGGCGGACGCAGCGACAACACCACGCACUCCUAUUCGAGUCUGCUGCUGGAGGAGGAGGAUGACAUUGUGCCAGUCAAUCUGAGCUUUGGCCUGAAGGAUACCACGGUUACGGAUUUGGAUGUGAGCAAUGGCAACAAGGUGCCCUCCGCUUCGUGCAGCGACUCGGAGUCACCCACAGAACCACUGACACAGCGACUGGCGGCCAUACUGCGCUCCAAAUGCGGCGUGUCCUCCGGCGGCAAUGAAGAUCCCUACUGAGUGAAACCCAAAACUAAGCUGAGCAACACACUCGAAGGUACCAAAGAUUGGAGAUGGGUCUGUGCUCUAUCUACACACAUAUAUUCUUGUAUACUCGAAACCCUUUUCGCCCCGCUAGUCUCUCCACUAGUGUGACCGCUUUACGAACCUAGAAACCGUCCCUAACACACACCUAUAAUGCAUCUAGUAACUUGUAACUUGUAACUUGUAACUUGUAUCUUCUCCAUUUGCAAUGUUUUCUCUUCUCCCUAGGACAAACAUAUCGUACAAACUCAAAGAAGUACUUAUAUACAUUAAAACCUAUAUAUAAAUAUAUAUAUAUUAUUAUAUAAACUUUAUAUGUUUAGCCCUAGGACAUAGUUACAGCUCGACUACAGCUGCAGAGCAACCCAAUAAAGAAAGAUAAAUGUACUCGAUAUCAUAAGAUACAUAGGUGACUAUACACACACAGAUACAAGUACCAUAUAUACAGACAUAUAUAGUAUAUAUAGAUAUAGUCAUAUAUAUUUUAGUAAGACACCCAUUCAGUACGCACGGGACAUGGAAUGCUUUACUCGUACAAUUUGCAUUUGAUAGAGAUCGAUUUUUUUCCCCAGACAUAGAGACACAGUUCUCUGACGGUGGCGCAUAAGGAUAAGUCUGACAUGAGAUGAAAGAACAGCGAACAGAGAACGAACGAAUGUAGAACUAUAACUGAAAUGGUCCAAAGUCAAAGAAAAACAAAAAACUACGUAGAUGAUUGUACAUAAAUACAUACAAUACAUAAUCGUACAUACAUUUACAUAUAUUUUACAUUGUCUGCAAAGUAAAACCAGUCUAUAUUCGUUCGAUUCGGUUCGAUAAGUUGAUGCGGGAUGUAACUCUAAAACUUCCCCCUAUUAUAUCCUACUCAAACCCCUUCAUUUCUUGCACAAAAUAAUUAUAACUCAUUCAUACAAGGCUAAGUUUUUCCUAUAUGUAUUGUUGAAUUAUAUAACCCAAAUGGUCUGUAUUUACUACUAAAUGUACAUGUAUACUCGUAUUGGAAGAAAAAUUGUAAUAAAAAAACGAAGGAACGAAAGCUGGAAAAAGAUUUGAC